Kogia breviceps (pygmy sperm whale) is the source of this 588-nucleotide messenger RNA. RefSeq names its product general transcription factor IIH subunit 5 (gene GTF2H5). Gene Ontology annotation, cellular component: transcription factor TFIIH core complex; transcription factor TFIIH holo complex. The record is from RefSeq and is a predicted model, not a curated record. Gene Ontology annotation, biological process: nucleotide-excision repair; nucleotide-excision repair, preincision complex assembly; transcription by RNA polymerase II. NCBI's taxonomy places the organism in Eukaryota, Metazoa, Chordata, Mammalia, Artiodactyla, Physeteridae.
GUGGGCGGAGGUUCGUGGCGUUGGCUCUUGGCGCAAUAGGGGAGAGUGCAGUACCUGGAAGGUCGAGGGGUCUCGAAGAAAAAGAGGAGGAGGGGGAAAGUCCCAGAAGCCUGUGUUUCAGCAUUUUUAAGGUCAUCUACACCUUCUGACUGGGAAAAAGAUGGUCAACGUCUUGAAAGGAGUGCUUAUAGAAUGUGACCCCGCCAUGAAGCAAUUUCUGCUGUACUUGGAUGAGUCAAAUGCCCUAGGGAAGAAGUUCAUCAUUCAAGACAUUGAUGACACUCACAUCUUCGUAAUAGCAGAGUUGGUUAAUGUCCUCCAGGAGCGAGUAGGUGAAUUAAUGGACCAAAAUGCCUUUUCUCUUACCCAGAAGUGAAAAUAUUAGAUAAUGACCACUUAGGAAUUAAAAGUAACAAAGUGAGAAACUCACCAUUCGAUGUCUUGUGUGACUGAUUAGAUUUAUAGAAUUGCUCGGAAGCAUGCGACAGGGAAGACUGUGGUAUCGUUUGUUCAUAAGAAAGCCCCUGAACUGACUUUCUUGUUCUGUUGUUUUCAGUGUGUGUACCCUAGAAUUAAAAAAAAAAAAAA